Molecule: messenger RNA, 2400 nt
Organism: Miniopterus natalensis
Lineage: Eukaryota; Metazoa; Chordata; Mammalia; Chiroptera; Miniopteridae
Source: RefSeq, a predicted model, not a curated record
AUGGACACCUCACAGGCUCUGCGGCUCUUCCUGCUCCUGGCCUCCGGAGUAGGGGUGCUUGCUCUCAGAGCCUCUUCUGGAGUUCAGCGAACCAAUUUCAUCUUGGACUCAGAAAGCUCUUCCCGGGGCCCGGAUUUGAAUGUUUCUUUCAUUAAACCCCCUGGAGGGAAAUUUCUGGAUCAGCCUCCAGGUUCAAGAGCCACUGCUGAUAUCCCCCAUUCCAAAUGGAUUCCCGAGGCCCUGAAUUCAAACGAUGUACCUGGGUCCUUCUGGUCAAAUGUUUCUGCUGGGGACCAAAAGUUGGGCCUGAAGCCCACCAUCCCUGGGAUCCCUGAUUCCCAAGGACUUCCUGAUACCUUGGGUUCUCAAGUUCCUGCCAAAGACCCAGAGCCUGCCUUUUCUGUUAAGACCCCAGCUUCAAACAUUCCUGUUCAAGUCCCUGACGCUCACGUAUCUGCGGAGGGCCCAGGUUCAAAGUUCUCCCCUGAGGAGCUGGAUCUUAAAUUCUCCCCCCAGAGCCCUGAACCCCAAGUUCCUGCAGCAGCUGCCCCAGGGCCAAGCUUCCCCCAGCAGGUGGGGGGGCCUCUUGCUGUGCUGGUGGGGACCACGCUCCAGCUCCCCCUGGUUCCAGUCCCCAGCCCUGGACCCCCUGACCCUCUGGUGGUCUGGCGCAGGGGCUCCAAGGUGUUGGCAGCAGGGGCCCUUGGGCCAGGGGCCCCCCUGAUCAGCCUGGACCCUGCUCACAAAGAUCGCCUCCGGUUUGACCAGGCCGGAGGAGGCCUGGAGCUCGCCUCCGCCCAGCUGGAGGAUGCUGGGGUCUACACGGCUGAGAUCAUCCGGGCUGGGGUCUCCCGGCAGACUCGGGAGUUCACGGUGGGUGUGUAUGAGCCCCUGCCUCGGUUGUCCGUGCAGCCUGAGGCCCCGGAGACAGAGGAAGGGGCGGCCGAGCUCCGGCUGCGCUGCGUGGGGUGGAGGCCGGGCUGCGGGGCGCUGAGCUGGAGCCGGGACGGACGCGCCCUGGAGGCAGCGGACCCGGAGGGAGCGGAGCCCCCGCGCAUCCGCUCGGAGGGCGACCAGCUGCUCAUUCUGCGCUUCACAGAUCCGCCCCCCGGGGCCCCACAGUGCUCCGUCGAAGGGGGUCCCGGGGACCGCAGCCUUCGCUUCCGCUGCUGGUGGCCCGGUGGGGUCCCCGCCGCCUCCCUGCAGUUCCAGGGUCUCCCCGACGGCGUCCGCGCGGGGCCCGCGCACUCCGUGCUCCUGGCGGCUGUCCCCGCCCACCCUCGGCUCAGCGGCGUCCCCGUCACCUGUCUGGCUCGCCACCUGGUGACCACGCGCACCUGCACUGUCACCCCAGAGGCCCCCCGAGAGGUGCUCCUGCAUCCAGUAGUGGAGGAGACACGGCCGGGGGAGGCAGAGGUGGCGCUGGAGGCCUCGGGCUGUCAGCCACCUUCACGAGCAUCCUGGGCCCGGGAAGGGCGGCCCCUGGUCUCCGGAGGCGGCGGGGGGCGCCUGAGGCUCAGCCAGGAUGGGCGGAGGCUCCUCAUUGGCAACUUCAGCCUUGACUGGGACCUAGGAAAUUACUCCGUGCUGUGCAGUGGGGUGCUGGGUGCUGGGGGCGACCAGAUCACCCUUACUGGACCGUCCAUCUCCUCAUGGAGGCUGCAGAGAGCCCAGGAUGCAGUGGUGCUGACUUGGGAUGUGGAGCGUGGGGCCCUGAUCAGUGGUUUUGAGAUUCAGGCACGGCCCGAGAGGCCUGACCCGGGCAGAGCCACUACCUACCAGGACUGGGUCUCCUUGCUCAUCCUGGGGCCUCAGGACCGAUCAGCCGUGGUGCCCCUCCCUUCUCAGAACCCGGGGUCCUGGGCCUUGCGUAUCCUGCCCACCCUGGGGGGCCAGCCAGGGACUGCAUCACAAAGCCGGGUCUACAGUGCAGGCCCCGCUCUGGGCCCCGCGGCCAUCGCUGGCAUCGUCCUGGGCUCCCUUCUGGGCCUGGCGCUCCUGGCAGCGCUCGCCCUGCUGUGCAUCUGCUGCCUGCGCCGCAUCCGGGGAGGGGCUCCCAAGAAAAAGACGCAUCUGCCCACCUUUAUGCCUGUGGUCCCCCCACUGGAGAGGAAAAUGCAGAGCGUGGCCCCCGUGAAGACUCCACAGCCUGUGCCCCUCAAAGCCCCGCCGGAGGAUCCUAGCCCAGCCCGGGCCUGCCAGGUGAGCGCGGGUGCCCAUGAGCUCCCGAGACAGGGCAGAAUUUCGUGUUUAGUCGGGAAGAUGAGAUGGCCUGAGUUGUCUUCCUCCAGCUUUCCUUGUUGGUUUACAAUCCUGCUAAAAUUUUAUGUCACCAGCCCCAGUCCAGUCAUCUCUCCAGGUGGGGGCCCGAAGACUGUUCGGGCAGCCACACAGGUGUGA